AUGACAGAACUGCCUUUCCGAAUUGCCGUCCCCGAUGACAGUAUCAACAUCUUGAAGAAAAAGUUGGCGUUAACCGUCUUUCCUGACGAACUCGAAGGCGCAGGCUUUGACUACGGUGUGCCACUUGGAGACCUUCAGCAUCUCGUAGCGCGAUGGAAGGACGGCUAUGACUGGAGGAAAUACGAGGCCCAGCUCAACGACGAGCUCCCGCAGUUCACGAGAAACAUCGAAGUCGAAGGGUUUGGAGCGCUGAACAUACACUACGUUCACAAGAAGAGUCAGGUCGUCGACGCCAUUCCUCUGCUCUUCGUUCAUGGAUGGCCAGGCAGCUUCUUUGAAGUGAGGAAGAUUCUUCCGCUCCUAGUGGAGGCCGCUCCAGAUUACCCAAGCUUCCAUGUCGUCGCCCUCAGUCUGCCCGGUUUUGGUUUCUCUGCAGCCCCGACCAAGCCAGGCUUCGCACUCGACCAGUAUGCUGAGCUCGGCAAUAAAUUGAUGUUGGCUCUAGGGUAUAACGAAUAUGUGACGCAAGGAGGAGACUGGGGAUAUACCAUCACGAGGAAGAUGGCACAAGUCUAUGGCCACAAGCACAGCAAAGCAUGGCACACGAAUAUGCAAAUGGCUUCCCCUCCCCAUCCUAUUCGUCAGCCUUUACUCUUCCUGUACGAUAAACUUUUUGGCCACACCGCAGCGGAGAAAGAAGGCCUGAGGAGAUUGCAGCAGUUUCGCGAGAAAGGAAGCGGCUACUUCGUGGAACAGUCGACACAACCCCAGACCCUCGGCUACAGUCUUGCGGAUUCGCCUUCUGGAUUGUUGGCUUGGAUAUAUGAGAAACUUGUGGUUUGGAGCGAUGAUUAUCCGUGGGACGACGAUGAAGUCCUUACGUGGAUCUCUAUCUACUGGUUCUCGCGCGCUGGCCCCACAGCCUCUCUUCGAAUCUAUUAUGAAAUGAACAAAAGUGGUGCAAAUCCGCUUGCGCCUUCAAGCAUAGUCUCGACGACAAUCCCUAUGGGUUAUUCCUACUUUCCGAAAGAGGGUGCCGUAUGGCCGAGGAGGUGGUUGAAGGCACCGAAUCUCGUGUUCGAAUCGGAACAUGAGAGCGGCGGUCAUUUCGCCGCGCACGAGAAGCCGAAGGAAUUAGUUGAUGACAUUCGGAAGAUGUUCGGGAAGGGUGGUCCUGCUUUCGGGGUUGUGCCCGGGAAGACAGGAUAUGCCUGA
This is a messenger RNA of Cyclocybe aegerita, 1215 nucleotides long. NCBI's taxonomy places the organism in Eukaryota, Fungi, Basidiomycota, Agaricomycetes, Agaricales, Hemipholiotaceae. The record is from the annotation of a GenBank genome assembly.